UGUUUGAUCACGCUAGGUCGCCUCAACUUUGGGCAUCAGUGUCCGCUUAGCGCUCGUCACAACCCGCUGUGCGACGUCUUGCGACGCGAAGACAUCAGCCAUCAAUCAUAGACGAAGUGCUGCGAGCUUCGCACAAUUCUGUGCGUCACAAAGGCACGUUCAAUUACACCACCUCUCACAGCAGUGCCUCACCAUCGCCAUGCGUGCGACCCUGCUCUUCGCGCUCUUAGCUUGCACCCGCGCCUACCAGCUGCCGCGGUCGCGCCGGUCCCUCGUCGUGCCGCCGCGCCGCUACGACCUGCAGCCGCGGUCGGCGCCCGACGAAGCAACAGACGACGCUGUCGAAGCGCCCGAGGAGGCGCCCGCCGCGCCGGCCCCGGCCCGCCCGGCGCGCUACGACGUCACGAAGCUUGUGGACUCCUCGGAGGGCCCCGGCUUUAACCAAUUUGAUCCGGUGCUCACGGCGACGCGCGGUCUUAGUAGGAGGUUCGGCCUGGCCGGCGGACUGGCCAUCUUCGGCAUCUUGCUCGUCGUGGAGGGCGACGAGAUCAUCAAGGCUCUUGGCACUCAAGAACCCGUCGCCGGCGCCAAUGAAAUUGUGACGCUGCCUUCUGGUUUGAAAUACACCGAGAGUCUCGUGGGCCGCGCGGGCGACGCCGUGAGCCUGCCCGGCUCGGUGAUAGGCCUCGCGAUCCGCGUGUCCAUCGGCGACAAGGUGAUUUUUGACUCGACUGCUGAUGCCAAGCCGGUCGCCUUUAAAUUAGGUCAGCGGCCCUUCCAGAACGUGCUCUGCGAAGGGGUAGAGCAGGGCAUCAAGGGCAUGAAGACGGGAGGCAAACGACGGCUCCUCGUGCCCAAGAAUCUGGCGCCGCCCGGAGUCGACGUGCCCGACGGCGUUUCACUCGUGUACGACGUCGAGGUGAAGGAGGUCCUGCCGGGCUACUUCUGA
Molecule: messenger RNA, 949 nt
Organism: Pelagomonas calceolata
Lineage: Eukaryota; Pelagophyceae; Pelagomonadales; Pelagomonadaceae
Source: the annotation of a GenBank genome assembly